Messenger RNA from Clavispora lusitaniae ATCC 42720, 996 nucleotides. Its product is annotated as 25S rRNA (uracil2843-N3)-methyltransferase. The record is from RefSeq and is a predicted model, not a curated record. NCBI's taxonomy places the organism in Eukaryota, Fungi, Ascomycota, Pichiomycetes, Serinales, Metschnikowiaceae.
AUGAGCCGAAGAAUAGCCAAGUAUCAAAGUGAUAAAGUUAAACCAGAAACUUCUUUCUCUAGUCCAAAGCCUUCCCUGUCUAAAUUGUCAAGACUGGGUAAUGAUAUUAUUCCCUUCCAUCACGUACGCACCUACACACCUAGUAAAGUGAUUGACUUAUUUUUGGAGAACUUCAAGUAUAUCUUGGCAUCGGAGGAUCUUCCGGAUAUGAUACAAUUGGUAAAGGGAGAAUUAUUUAAGCGCGACUAUCUUUCAGCUUUUAAUAAUGACGAUAAGCGGUUCGCUUAUGUUGCUCGAUGGUCUCCGUCAAGAGCGUUGGCAUAUUCUUCCCUUUUUGCCUCACUCGAAUCCGUUGCAAAAAUGUUUGAAGACCCCGAAAGGAAAAAUAGGGUACUAUGCGUGGGAGGUGGCGCAUCCUCUGAAUUGGUUGGGAUGGCAUCCCUUUUCUGUGCCAUGAAGCAAAAUAAUGCCGAAACACCCUCGAGCUUGCAGAUGGAUAUUAUUGACAUUGCCGAUUGGUCUACUAUUGUGCAUAAUAUUUCUUCAUUCAUACAGAAACAAUGGCUUUAUGAUGCGUCCAAAUUUUCCGCCAAAUUCAUUCACGGAGAUGUGUUGUCUGAAUCCUCAGCAUCACUCCAGUUGUCCCAAUUGGAUUUAAUAACCUUACUUUUUACGACAAACGAAUUAUUUUGCGAAAAGAAAACAGAAACAAUUAAGUUUUUGCAGUCAUUGAGUGCCCAUUGUCGUCAAGGAACUUUACUUCUCAUUACAGAGAGUGCUGGGUCAUAUUCUCAUAUUACUGUCGGCCUGAAGAAGUUCCCGGUGCAAUUCUUGAUCGAUACUAUUCUACUUGGCAAGCCUGGAGAUGAUAAUGGCGCUUGGCAAAUUAUUGACCAAAGCGAAAGCUGUUGGUAUAGAAUUAACGACAAAGAUAUAAACUAUCCAGUCAAGCUUGAGAAUAUGAGGUUUUUCUACCGCUUGUACCAAAAAAGAUAA